Messenger RNA from Rosa chinensis, 509 nucleotides. RefSeq names its product two-component response regulator 24. NCBI's taxonomy places the organism in Eukaryota, Viridiplantae, Streptophyta, Magnoliopsida, Rosales, Rosaceae. Gene Ontology annotation, biological process: phosphorelay signal transduction system. The record is from RefSeq and is a predicted model, not a curated record. The transcript has 3 exons. Bases 43 to 423 code for a protein of 126 amino acids.
CUUGGCCAUUUUUCAGCAAGUCGUUAAGUUGAGCAGCAAAAGAUGAUGGUCGGAGAAAAGAAAAUAUAUGCACUCAUCGUGGAGGAUGACCGAGUCACUCAGAUGCGCCACCGUAUGCUCCUAAAACGAUUCAAAUGUGAAAGUCAUGUUGCGGGGAAUGGAAAGGAAGCAAUCGAUCUCUUUCGCUCGGGAGCUAGUUUUGAUGUUGUUCUCAUGGAUAUGGAGAUGCCUGUUAUGAAUGGACUCGAGGCAACGAAGGAACUACGAGCAAUGGGUUUUGAAGGCCAUAUUGUUGGUGUCACUUCUCGUGAUCUUGAUUUUGCAAAACAAGUUUUCAAUGAAGCGGGCGCAGAUUCUUGCUAUGAAAAGCCUCUAACUCCUGAAUAUGUUACCUCCAUUCUUCAAGAAAUAAACGAUAACUAGAGAGAUUGGGAGAGGGAGAGGGAGAGGGAGAAAGAACAGGGAGACAAUGAUUAAUCAAUUCAUGGUAUGUAUCGUGAAUUUUUUCA